Sycon ciliatum is the source of this 565-nucleotide messenger RNA. RefSeq names its product small ribosomal subunit protein uS17m-like. The coding region runs from base 74 to 559 and encodes 161 amino acids. Lineage: Eukaryota; Metazoa; Porifera; Calcarea; Leucosolenida; Sycettidae. The record is from RefSeq and is a predicted model, not a curated record. Gene Ontology annotation, cellular component: ribosome; mitochondrial small ribosomal subunit. Gene Ontology annotation, molecular function: structural constituent of ribosome. Gene Ontology annotation, biological process: mitochondrial translation. The transcript has 3 exons.
GCAUGCAUUCAAUCAACUAAUUUCAAUGUUCAGAUAUCUUCCUUCAAUUAUGUCUGUGGUUUGAAGGCUCGCGAUGUCUGGGUCUACAGGUAGGCGAGUGCUGAUUGGGCGACGUGCCCCGAUAGGCAUCCUAUCGAAGGUGGAGAUUCCACCACACAGGCAUCCUUAUGCCCCAAGAUUCCAGCUGAGACGCUCUGAGGAGAACCUAGUGGACAUGCAGAAUUCGUCUGAUAUGAAGAUAGGAUUUGUCGUGGGAACGAGGCAAAAGAACAUAGCAAAAGUGCGAGUAGAGACGCUGAAGUUUGAAACUCGAGUGCUGAAGUACUACAGAGCCAGGGAUACGUACUAUGCCCGCGACAUUUACAACCGCUGCAUCCUGGGAGACUUUGUUCUCAUACGCGGCAUCAAGAACCCGGAACAGCAGCGGGCACCCAAGCAUGUUGUCGUUGAUGUUAUCGAUCCAGCACCGCGUGGCUUGCAUCCCCUGGACGAAACCUUCACGCAUUCACGACUUAACCGGCCAGCCCAUCACGGAUAUACUCGAGAAUCAGACUUAUGAGCGUUA